AUGUCUGAUACUUCAAGUCUGGAUUGCAAAACAUGUACAUUAAUAGACAGAACAAAUUUGCAGAAAGUUAAAGUUAUACGUUUUAAAGUCGCAAGCACUGACACUCCAAAUUCUAUUAUUGAAGCGAUCUCAACAUAUUUCGGAUAUCAGGCCUUCGAUCUAUACGAAGGUGACUCUCUAUGUGUAAAAUCAUAUUCUUCGUUUACUCACGAGGGGUGGCAUGAAGUUCGACCAGCUGGUUCCUUUCCACAAGAACCUCUCAGUAAGUUCGUUGAAGAGAUGUCUCUCGAACGAGGGAAAAGCGAUGUUAUAAAUGUUAACAGAAGUCACGAAAUCGCGGAUCAUCAAAACAUGAGUAGGGAACGACGACCGGCUAAGCGAUCAUUCGAUAAACAUGGUCAUCCGGGAAUCCUUAAAAGAUCCUGCAGGAAAAAAAGACAACAAUUGGCAUGUAAUGCGUGUCGAAAGGCCAAGAAAAAAUGUGUCAAACCCGCCGAGGGCCCAUGUGAUAAAUGUCGUAAAUUUGGAAAGGAAUGUCAAAUACCAAUUCAUAAGGAAUCUUAG
Acaulospora colombiana is the source of this 564-nucleotide messenger RNA. NCBI's taxonomy places the organism in Eukaryota, Fungi, Glomeromycota, Glomeromycetes, Diversisporales, Acaulosporaceae. The record is from the annotation of a GenBank genome assembly.